Ceratina calcarata is the source of this 2818-nucleotide messenger RNA. RefSeq names its product myosin heavy chain, clone 203. The record is from RefSeq and is a predicted model, not a curated record. Lineage: Eukaryota; Metazoa; Arthropoda; Insecta; Hymenoptera; Apidae. The coding region runs from base 279 to 2573 and encodes 764 amino acids. The transcript has 11 exons.
CGCGGACAGCCUUGUCUCUCUCGUAAAAAAGAGUCGUGUGCUUGGCCGGAGCCAAGGCAAGUUAAAAACGGUGCGGUUGGCGUUCAAUGUCGCGAAGUCGUCGACUGUCUUGAUCGAGUUGGACGGACGGUCGUGCGAUCUCGCUGCCAUCCGACCGGCAGGAACAUGAAAUCGAAACCCAACCACUUUCCCGAGAACGCCGCAAAUUCGUCCACGUGUCGCAGUCGUCGAAAUCCGUACCGUGUCGCAGUAACAACGCCGAGCCAACGACCACAAUAAUGAGCCAAACGACGGCGAAGAUUCAAACGUCAGAAAACGAGGAAUCCAUCAGCGUCACCGAGAAGAGUGCAAUGUCAAGCCCAGGUACCAAGAGUGUUCCUCCGAAGAACAGAAGCCCGAUGUGUCAUCCAGCGCGCAAUUCGAUUCAAGGAGAAUCUAAUUCCACAGAAGAUGGACCCGCGACCACUAAGCCACAGAGUGCUCGAAUUCCGGUCGCACGGACAGCCGGGAAAUCAUCCGUCAGUCCGCAAAAGAGGCCGACUAUGAGUAGUCUGCCUUCUGGAUCCACGCUCAGACCCGAGAAUCAAUAUACGAUGAAAAAGAAACGAUUUCAAGUGCUAAAGAAAGAGUUGACAGACAAACAGAAAAUCGCCCAAGAACUGUACAACGACAUGACCCAGCUACGGGAGAAAUUGGUCGCUAAUGGGAAGGACCCGGGCAAACCCGAGACUAUAAAAAUCGAAAUCGGGUCUCCUAAACAAUUCCAGCCUGCCGAUAUAACUCUCCCUACCGAGCCAGUCGACUUACAAGUCGAGAAGUUGACCAUCGGCAAGGAGCUACUCGAGUCCUUGGGGGAUCGGUUAAGAGCUAUACCGAAGAAGUCGCGGAAACUUUGCCAAGAGCUUUUGGAGAAGCAAUCGGAUUUCGUAACCUUCGUCACUUCGCAUCUGAUAACUGCCAGCAGGGAGGGACCCGAGUCGGGCGCGCUGAACUACGAGGUGACCAAGCAGCUGGAAGCUCAUCAGAGGGAUUACGAUACUCUUCGCUCGCGACUGAGCGAGGUCGACGAGACAGAGGAGGAAGCGAUCGCGCAGUUGACGAGGAGCGUUCAGCACCUGAUCGACGAGUACGAGCGUUCCAGGGUGAAGAUAAUGGAGAUCAACGCGGCCGAGGCGCAGAAAGAGUUGCAGAUGCAGCUGCACACCGCUAUGGAGGAGAUGCAGGUGGAGAGGGAUAAGAACAAAGAGAGCAAGGAACGGCUCCGACAGACAGAAACGCUGCUGCAGAAGUCGAAAGCGAAAAUCCGGGAGCUGGAGACGCAAAUGACGAACGACAAAGAGAAGAUCCUGUCGCUUCAGACGAGUCUGAAGAAUUUGGAGGGCCAGAUGAAGCAGAAGGAGUUGGCCGUAGAGGCGAAAUUGAAGGAUAUGCAAAAGGCGAUGAAGAACAGCGAGGAUUUGGUGUUGAAGGUGGAGAAACAAAGGGACACUUUCGAAACACGAUUCGUGGAAUUGAGGGAGAAAAUGACCAUAAAAGAGAACGAGACGAUGGGCACUAUCAAGGAAUUAUCUGAGAGGCUAAACUCUGUUACCACGGAUGUUGGAGUGGAGAGAGAGAAAAGACUGCAAGCUGAGGAGGAGUACAACGAGUUGCAGGAACGGUAUAAAAAUCUCGAAGUGAAGAGUCAACAACUGUGCGAGCUCGCGGAGAAGAACAAAGAGUUCACCGUCACUGAGGGAAGCCAUACGGAGAACGAGAUGAGGCUGUUCAACGAGCUGCAGGAGACCAGGGAUGAGCUGCAGAGGCAGAGGCAGGAGGUGUUACAGCUGCAGCAAGAGAAGGAAGAGAUCGUCGCAGUGAUGCAUCAAGCGGCCAGCCGCGAAGAAGACGACGACUCGAGGGAGAAGCUGGCCGCGGAAUUGGUGUUCAAGUCUAACGAGCUACAAAACCUAGUGAUGGAGCAUACGGAAUUGAAAAAGGUUGCAAAAAACGCCCAAGAAAAAAAUGGGAUCUUAGAAAGACAGUUGAUCGAGAUUCAGAACAGGCUCCAUUCUCAGUCUAUGGAGGGUGGAAAAGCUGGGUUAAGCGCUCAUGCGAUUGAGCUACAACAAGAGGUCUCCGAUCUUCGCAAUAAUUUGACGGAAGUAGUUCAGCAGAAGGAGGAAUUAGAGACGGCGCUGACACAGAAGCAAUUGGAGUUGGAGCAGCGCGAUCGUGUGAUGCGCGAACAGAGCAAGUUCCUGAAAGUCAGGGACGAGUUGCUCGACAUUCUGAAAGGAAAAGUGCAGCAACAGGAAAACGGUGAACUGUCGAACAUUGACGGGAACAACGAAUACCUUGACCAGGUUCAUCAACAGAUAGCCGCCAAGACGGAAGCGAUCCAGGGCCUUUAUACAACUCUGGAGAACAAGCAACUGCAGAUCAUGCGUUUAGAAAAAAUGGUGAAGCUGAUGGAGGAUCAUCAAGACCGAGCCCAGGCUCAACGCACGCGUUUGGAGAAUCGUAUCGCUCAGUUAGAGUUGGCCCUGCAGAGGAACAAGGAACAGCGGGGUAAGGGCUUCGGCAUCCUGUAAGGAACUUUCUAAUCGCCGCCAACGUAAAUGCCUCCCAUCAAUUUAGAUCCAAUGCGAUUAUUUCGUGUACUUAAUCGUUAAGUCCUUCCGUGAGGAGCAUUCUACGGUUCGCAAGAUUUUUGGUCCAAUAUUCAACACGAUCAGUUGAAUUAAAUUGUUGGUCGACGUUUCAAACAUAAACUGUAUAGCAUCAAUUUUGUAUCGUGGCCUUUUAAGAAAACUUAACGGAUUAGUUAAGCAUCUAA